Gavia stellata (red-throated loon) is the source of this 2363-nucleotide messenger RNA. RefSeq names its product C-type lectin domain family 3 member B (gene CLEC3B). Bases 131 to 736 code for a protein of 201 amino acids. Lineage: Eukaryota; Metazoa; Chordata; Aves; Gaviiformes; Gaviidae. The transcript is spliced from 3 exons. The record is from RefSeq and is a predicted model, not a curated record.
GCUGCCUCUGGCCGGGGCUCAGCGGGCGGCUUUCUGGGACAGCCAUUUCUGAUUCAAGCCGGUGCUAAGGCGGCUGUCUGAGGGCAGAGCGCAGCCACUCCACCUCCGCUCAGCACCGGACGGCAGCGGCAUGGCGCUCCGGGGAGCCUGCCUGCUCCUCUGCCUCCUCUCCCUCGCCCAGGUCUCUGGCCAGCAAAAUGCCAAAGUCCGGCAGAAGCCGGCAGCUUCCAAGAAAGAUGGUGUGAGCCUCAAAAUGAUUGAAGACCUGAAGGCCAUGAUUGACAACAUCUCUCAGGAGGUUGCUCUGCUGAAGGAAAAACAAGCACUCCAGACAGUUUGCCUGAAAGGCACCAAAAUUCACCUAAAAUGCUUUCUUGCGUUUUCGGAGACCAAGACGUACCACGAGGCCAGUGAAAACUGCAUCUCGCAGGGUGGCACACUCAGCACCCCCCAGACCGGGGAGGAGAACGAUGCCCUCUAUGACUACAUGCGCAAGAGCAUCGGCUCCGAGGCGGAGAUCUGGCUGGGCCUCAACGACAUGGCAGCAGAGGGCAAGUGGGUCGACAUGACGGGUGGCCCCAUCCGCUACAAGAACUGGGAGACUGAAAUCACCACCCAGCCCGACGGUGGCAAGCUGGAAAACUGCGCAGCCUUGUCAGGGGCUGCUGUCGGCAAAUGGUUCGACAAGAGAUGCAAAGACCAGCUGCCCUACGUCUGCCAGUUCAUGAUCGUGUAGCGGUGGGGGGCUCUUCCCUGCCCAACCACAACCUGGGUCUUCCCCUUUUGACAGCAGGAUUAUAAAGCUAUAGGUAUGUGUACGUGUACAUGUACGUAUGCACGCAUGUGCGCACAUGUUCAAGUAGAGUCACUCUUUGCAAAGAAAGUCGUCAUGGCUCGGUAUUGGAUUAGAAAGCGUUAGAGCAUUCUGUAUGGCCACAUCCAGUCCCAUUAGCAGCUGCAUCGUUCUUACUAAAGCACAAUUUAUAGAUAUAUUUUUUUACACAGGGAAUUUAUUAGGAUGGCUUGGUUGUUUUUGCAAAGAACCAGUGCAGCAGUCCAGCCUGGCAAACAGCCACCUCAGCUGCCCGGGGCUGUCUUUCUGCAAUGUCCUUUCCCAUCUUGCUGAGCUUCCUUGGGACACCAGCAUAGCUAGUUCCUGCUUUCUUCUGUUUUGCUUCCUCGUAAGCCCUGAUAGUGAGGUAGAAGGGAUUGAGCUUCUCAUCCCUCACAGCGCCCCGAUUCAGGCUCCUGGGGAUCGAGGUCCUGUCUCGACGAGCAGAGAGAGUCACUCCUGCUUUGCGUUGAGACAUACAGUUGGGCUUGCUGGCUGAGUACCAGCUGGUCAACAGGUUGUCCGACUCAUCCAACCACAUGCACGAAUGAACUAGCAAGUAACAGUCAUGGGUUGACUUACUGAGAAGGAGGACGUCCUUUCCAGAAGCAUUCCUCAUUUUGUUGGUCCUUUUCUCAUCAAAUCAGAAGCCAGUUUCACUGAUUUCAGUGGGAGAGCUAGACCCACUGCCAAAUCUUUAACAACAACAACAACAACAAAAAAAAAAAACAAAAAAAAAAAAAAAAAAAAAAAUCCCAUCAGAAGCUUUAUUUAUGCUCCAGCAUCCUGGGGGAAGCAGUGAUGACUUACAGCAUAGUCAGUCAAAUGUAUUCUUGGAGACAGAAGAUGAAAGUAUUAGGUAAAUAAACAGAAAUUUAAUGCUAUUAGGGAUAAAAGACAAGCCCAUUGAAAACAAACCCCAAGAAGACUCACUCUGGCAGCUUUAGGAAUCAUACAACCUGUUUAAGUGGUGGAAACCCAGCUGAAAUACUCCAGCCUUUGUUGGUCCAGGCACAGUUCUCAGCAAACGUAAAUCUGCCGAGUACUGUUUGUGCCAAUAAAGUCAUGCCCAUCUGAAGGUCUGGUAAUUUUUUGCUGAGAAAAGGGUUAAAGAAAAAAAUAAAUUCAAAUAAACAGCAAUGAUGGGAAAGAAGUGCAGGCCACCCCAACAGCUUAACGAAGCUUUGCUGGCUGUUGGCUGAAAGGUUAUCAGCGGUUCUUUGCAGUUCAGAGCUUGGUAAUAACCCCUCGAGUCUGGGUCACGUCCCCUGCACUGCCAGGUUGGGUGUGUCAAGACAUAAUGAUCUUGGGGAGCCCACGGGAGAGGUAUUUCAAUUUGCUCGUUUGUUUAAAAAAACAGCUCGAUGGUGGGUCUUCCAAGAUGUCAAGUGGGAGAGCCAAGCUGGAGGGAUUGAAACACACACACACACAAAUGCAGAGUGCACACUUCCGAGGCUGUCACUAUUGCCAAACUCUCUGCUGUUCAAAUGACUAUAAAAUAAAAAUACAUAUAGCUUGCUGAAGGAAUGGA